Nannospalax galili (Upper Galilee mountains blind mole rat) is the source of this 936-nucleotide messenger RNA. RefSeq names its product olfactory receptor 5H2-like. Gene Ontology annotation, cellular component: membrane. The transcript has a single exon. The record is from RefSeq and is a predicted model, not a curated record. The coding region runs from base 7 to 936 and encodes 309 amino acids. Lineage: Eukaryota; Metazoa; Chordata; Mammalia; Rodentia; Spalacidae. Gene Ontology annotation, molecular function: G protein-coupled receptor activity; odorant binding; olfactory receptor activity. Gene Ontology annotation, biological process: sensory perception of smell; G protein-coupled receptor signaling pathway.
AAGAACAUGGAACAGAACAAUGUAACAUUGCUGACAGAGUUUGUCCUAGAAGGGCUUACACAUCAACCACGGUGGAAAGUCCCACUGUUCCUGAUAUUCUUGGUGAUAUAUCUCAUCACAAUUCUGGGAAACUUUGGUCUGAUCACCCUCAUCUGGAGUGACCCUCACCUUCACAUCCCCAUGUACUUAUUCCUCAGUAAUUUAGCUUUUGUGGAUAGUUGGUUGUCAUCUACAGUGACACCCAAAUUACUGAUCACCUUGUCAUUUGAGACCACGAAAAUCUCUCUCUCUGAAUGCCUGACACAAUUCUUUUCCUUUGCCUUCAGUGCAAGUGUAGAAUGUUUCCUCUUGACUUCAAUGGCUUAUGAUCGCUAUGUAGCUAUAUGCAAACCUUUGCUUUAUCCAAUGAUUAUGACCAAUGGACUAUGUUUCCACCUAGUAAUUUUGUCAUUUGUAGGUGGUUUUCUUCAUGCCAUAAUUCAUGAAAUCUUUUUAGUGAGACUAACUUUCUGUAAAUCAAACAUAAUACAUCACUUUUACUGUGAUGUUAUGCCUUUUUUAAAGAUUUCCUGCUCUGACACCUCUAUUAGUUUUCUGCUGGUAUUUGCUUUAGCUGGUUCAGUUCAAGUAUCCACCAUGGUGACUGUCCUAGUCUCUUACAUAUUUAUUAUUUUUACAAUCUUAAAAAGCAAGUCUAUCACAGGCAUAAAGAAAGCAUUUUCCACCUGUGGUGCCCAUCUCUUAUCUGUGUCCUUGUAUUAUGGUCCCCUUCUCUUCAUGUAUGUGCGCCCUUCAUCUAGAGAGGCAAAUGACGAGAAUAUGAUGGAUUCUCUAUUUUACACAGUCAUAAUUCCUGUGUUAAACCCAGUUAUCUAUAGUCUGAGAAAUAAGCAAGUCAUGGAUUCAGUGAGAAAGAAAUUAAAGAGAAGUGUUUAG